This is a messenger RNA of Cyclocybe aegerita, 912 nucleotides long. The record is from the annotation of a GenBank genome assembly. NCBI's taxonomy places the organism in Eukaryota, Fungi, Basidiomycota, Agaricomycetes, Agaricales, Hemipholiotaceae.
AUGUCCCGUGUUACCGCUGGUCUUCCCACAAAUCCCCGCCAGCGUGUGGCGAGGCCGUUCCCGCCGCCACAAGCAGCGCCUCGCCAGCAAGAUGAGCAACGUCCGAUGCGGUCAAUAUCGACACCGCGCCCAAGACAUGUCUCCACCCAUAGCGAAGGAGUGCCGGUCACUCGUACCAGAACCCAAUCUCGUCCUCGAAAUGACUAUCAAGCAACAAGAGACGCCCGCCUUUCUCGUGAAUCGAAUUCUACUUCGGCGUCGUCAUCGUCGGCAUCGUCGGAACGGUCGUUUUGGGCCCGCUCAAGUCAACGAUCGUCCAGGACCACGCUCCCUAGCGACGAUAAAUUGGAAUACAAUAACGGAGGCCAGGAAGGUUACAAGCCUUCUGGGUCUCAGGAAGAAAGCUCUUUCUACAGUUUCAGAGAUAUCGACACAGGCGUUGUUUGGAGUCGUGUUACUGGGGCAGCAUCUACCUUGACCCAAGAGGUGAGCAAGGCCUGGGCAUCGGGGCUAGGUCCCCUCAAUCACGAAGAUGAUGAUGAAGAGGAUUCUCAUCUGACGCGAGUGAUGAGGGCGUAUCACCUUUCCAAGGCACGCACUCCGGCUGAGCUACCUGACUGGCUGUUCAGUGAGCGAGAGAGAGGGCAGGGGGGUUUGUUGCGCCCCGACGCACCUAACGAUGGCAGUCAUGUCAAACCCGUACCGUCCACGGAACGUCGUCACCCCCGAGAUAUGCAGUCAUUCCCCCGACCCACACACUCGGAUGCUCAGUCGAAGAGCAUCCGAUCUCGUGCAGGGCAUUCCGAAGAAAUGACGGCGGCUCGCCCACGGCCCACUGGUAUGGAUCGCCUGAAGAGCAUACGGGACCUCAAACGCAAUGCUUCAAACAUCAGGCCAAUGGUGAAAGUGUAA